Messenger RNA from Archocentrus centrarchus (flier cichlid), 2099 nucleotides. Its product is annotated as integral membrane protein 2A-like. The coding region runs from base 141 to 881 and encodes 246 amino acids. NCBI's taxonomy places the organism in Eukaryota, Metazoa, Chordata, Actinopteri, Cichliformes, Cichlidae. Gene Ontology annotation, molecular function: amyloid-beta binding. The transcript is spliced from 6 exons. Gene Ontology annotation, cellular component: Golgi apparatus; extracellular exosome; plasma membrane. The record is from RefSeq and is a predicted model, not a curated record. Gene Ontology annotation, biological process: negative regulation of amyloid precursor protein biosynthetic process.
UUGCAAAGUGCGUCACAGCGCUGAGCUGCGGAGAAUAAACGGAACCUGCAGUCUAGUACCGCAAGCUACCCCCCGGCCCCCCCUCUCUAUUUUUGUUUUGUUUGCACAAGAAAACCUGAGCUGACGUUUCCGCUUUCAGCAUGGUGAAGAUUGCCUUUAAUUCGGCUCUGGCGCAGAAGGCGCUGGGCAAAGAGGUGCCAGCUGCUGUUAAGGACCCUGAAGUGGCCUCUGCUCCAGUGGGCACUGAGGGCUCCACAGGUCGCUGCCUACUCACCUUGCUGGGCAUCGCCUUCAUCCUUAGUGGGCUCAUCGUGGGGGGAGCGUGUCUCUAUCGAUAUUUCACCCCAAAGAGGCUGUAUCAUGGCGCGAUGGAGUUCAGAGACGUGUCAGCCGGAGGAGAGAGCCAGCCUUACUACCUGCCGCGGGUGGAGGAGGAGGUGGAGAUCUCCGACAGCAUGGCCGUCAUCAGCGUCCCCCCUCCCCGCUUCAGGCCUGGAGACCCUGCUUACAUCCUCCACGACUUCAAUAGGAAGCUGACGGCUUAUCUGGACCUGACUCUGAGGACCUGCUUUGUGAUUCCCCUGAACACCUCGGUGGUUCUCCCCCCUCAGGACCUCAUUGACCUCUUCUCACAGCUGAUGUCUGACUCGUACCGCAGCUACCUGGUGCACGAGGACCUGGUGGUGACGGAGCGCAUCGACGAUGUCAAGCCCCUGGGCUUCUACAUCCGCCGGCUCUGUGAUGGAAAAGAAACGUACCGAAUGCAACGCCGUGCCAGCCUGCCAGGUGGAGGCAUCCAGAAGCGCUCUGCAGACGAAUGCUUCACCAUCCAUCACUUUGAGAACAAGUUUGUGACUGAGACCCGCAUCUGCAAGGCUUAAGCGCGAAUAUAGGUCAGAGAGAGUCGGUGGGAGUGGGCGAUGAAGGGAACAGCUUUCAUCAGAAAGUUACUUUUGUACAAAACUCUUUCCAGUUUUUGCCUCCCCUGCUUUUAAUCUAGUGUUGAGUGAAUUUAAGUUGCAGCAUUAGACAGCCUAGCCCCUUCUCCUCUGGUGUAUCCCCUCGAACCCAUGAUAGGUUAUAGCGUAAGUAUUCAAUAGCUAGUCUUGUACUGAUAAUUUAAGUCAGUGAGCUGAAGUUAGAUAAACUAAGUUUCAUUUGUUCCGUUGCUUUCCGUUUUGUUGCUGUAGCUUCCUGCAGACUGACCUUAUUGAUGUUACUGUAUAACAACAUCCAGACCAGAGCCGUUAGUUGUCCUACUGAGUAUUCUAGUGAGAUCAUAUUAGACGUGUCUAGCGUCAGCCUCCUGUCACCGCUCCAACCCGGGUGCAUAGAGCAGGUUUGACCAGGUGUUUGUGUUCUCUAGUUACAGCGUGAUUAUAGCACAAGUCAGCAUGGAAAUGUCUGGUCCAGUAUACACGCAACAUGCUUGUCCGUGGACGGUAACACAAAGCUCUCAGUCACCACUUUUGUUGAUAUUUCCCAGAGUGCUGCGCUUCCUUUACGGGCCUCUGCUGUCCUGCUGUGUGAUGACUUUAGUGUAACUGAUGGUCUCGUGCCUGAUGGGGACAACAGUCCAGCACCCUCACAGCAUAUGACCAGUUUUUGUGUUUGUGUUUAAACUUCAUGUGUGACUCUAAAGCUGAGGGAUGAGCUAAAGAUGAAUAAGCUAAAGGGAAAUUUCACUUAAUUUGACUUGAAAAUGAUCUGGUUUUGUCUAGUUUGAAUAUUAUGUGUCAGCAGUCUUAUAACAUACCUUCACUGAGAUAGCUGUAAUGAACAACAUUGAUGUUAAUAUAGAUGCCUGCAAUGAUUUGAUUUGAUCCCCAUUAUUUAGACACGUUAUGCGCUUAAAUGAAAGCAGCUGUCUUUGAUUUCUGAUGUCUGAGUAUAUUUUAAGUCAUUUUCAGUGAUUUCCUACUUGACGCCUGUACAGAGAGACAAUCAACAGGAAAUGUGUUUGUAAAGAUGGAUUUCUGUCUCUGCUUUUUAAUCGAGCACUAGAAGAUUAGGGGGGAAAAAAAAACCCAAAUGUUGUGCGCAACUACUGAACUGAAAUCUGCUUUGUUGUUUGAAUAAAGUUGCAUUUCUUUACCUAA